Molecule: messenger RNA, 402 nt
Organism: Miscanthus lutarioriparius
Lineage: Eukaryota; Viridiplantae; Streptophyta; Magnoliopsida; Poales; Poaceae
Source: the annotation of a GenBank genome assembly
AUGCAGCAAAUCUUCACCAGAAAGCACUUGAUGCAUAAGCCAGUGACACAUUUGAGGAGAUUAAGAUGCGGUCGUUGGAGAAAACUUGUUUCUGCUACCAGGUUCACUAGUGCAGAGAGGAAGGGUGCCGUCCUGGCUACUACCAGAGCACUGCCGGCUGGGGAUUAUGUUGGAUCUCGUGCUCAAUUUUCAGUACCGCAGCUUAGAGCUGAGAGGAAAAGGAAAACAAGCUCCAAAUUGGAUGAGAACAACAUUACACAACGAGACUGGAACGUCUCGUUGCCAACAUUUUGGGGCACACGGUUGAUGCACCACAACUUUGAGCCCCACAAGGGAACAAUGCAUGCCAAACUUGGGCUUGGCCAACCACAGUUAGAAAGCAGGAAGCCAUCCAAACCUUAG